Nerophis lumbriciformis (worm pipefish) is the source of this 3471-nucleotide messenger RNA. The record is from RefSeq and is a predicted model, not a curated record. NCBI's taxonomy places the organism in Eukaryota, Metazoa, Chordata, Actinopteri, Syngnathiformes, Syngnathidae.
AUGAACGGAGAUGAAGCGGGCGAGGGUUCUCUUAACAGCUCCGCGGAAAAGAAGCGAGAGGCGAAAGGGACCUGCCUGAAAAUCGAGGGUCAAGACGGAUACGUCUUUAAAUCUUACAGUAUGAAACCGCACGAGACUGCGGAUGCCAAAUCGUCUUGUUCGUCAAAAACACUGGAAAGCCAUCUUUCUUCUCAGGGCGACAAACAGUCGGACGCAGCGUCUCCGGCGCUUUUCGAAAACGAUCCGAACCAGCACAUCGAAGACGAAAGUCGGGAUACGAACGAUUUAGAGGAUGAAACGCAAGAUUUUGAAAGACUAGCAUUCGGGAGCUCGUUCGGCCCGUUCUUGAGUCGGGACGGCGACGACUAUAGCAAUUUAUUAAACGGCUAUACCAGCACUCUUUACGACGUGGCCAUGGACGCCGUCACGCAGAGCCUUUUGGCGUCGAUGCGAAAUCAAAGCAACCCCAGGAAAAAAUCUCCCGCGUGGAAUCAUUUCUGCAUAUCACCCAGAGACAAUACCAAAGCCAUCUGUUUAUACUGCAUGAAAGAGUUCAGCCGAGGUAAAAACGAGAAAGAUCUCAGCACGAGUUGUCUGAUGAGGCACGUACGAAGGGCUCACCCGACGAUGCUUUUCCAAGAAGGCGCGGAUGCGCCGACGCCGAGUACUUUAGCUUCCUCCUCGAUCAGUCCGAAUUCGCCAAAAAACGGAGAGUUAAUCUAUCCCGGCUCGAAAACCACUUCCCCGUCCACAUCCUCUGCGGAAAAUUCCGACCCUUCGUCCAAAGAACCGUUGUCCAAAGUCGAACCAAAACUGGAAGCGUUCGCUAAUACCGACUCCAUCUACGACGCGCUGGAAUCUUCGCAUUCCAACCUUGAAGAGAUCUCCGAUGGAGGUCCCGAUCGCUUUCGCGGCAACUCUAAAAGCUCCAGUUCCCGCCGCAGAUCGGCCGUUUGGAAACACUUCUACCUUUCGCCGAUGGACAAUUCCAAAGCUGUUUGCGUCCACUGCAUGAACGAAUUCAGCAGAGGGAAAAACGGGAAAGAUCUCGGGACGAGCUGUCUCAUCCGGCACAUGUGGAGGGCUCAUAAAGAGGUCGUCAUUGAGGAAAACGGACUUGGCAAUCACAUUCCGCCACCUUAUUCCAACCCGCCAUCGCUGUUGUCCCGCGAUCUGCCAUGCCUCAAAAAAGAAUCUCCUCUUCUACCAUCUUCACCAGAAACGAUACCCGACGAAGUACCGCAGACCGUUGCGGAAAACCUGGACAUCAAGGAGGAAACCGACGAAGCCAUGCUUCUGGACUCCUCGCACGGCGAGGACACGCCCUCAACUUCCUCACCGUGCGAUCCCGCCGAAGUUCCCAACCAGAAUCACGUCAUUUUUGAGCAAAACCGAAAGAUCAUGAAACGGGUGAAAUCCGAAGUUUGGCAACAUUUCAUCGUGUCGCCAGUCGACCAGUUAAAAGCACUGUGCCGUUACUGUCCGUGCGUGAUCAGUCGAGGAAAACGGGGAGACUUCGGUACCAGUUGUCUGAUGAGGCACCUCGUGAGGCGCCACCCGGAUGUCCUCCAGAACCAAAAAGUCACAGAUUACAAAGAGCCCUCCCCUCCCUACGUUACUCCGGAAGUCGUUUCCGCCAAAGAAACCCAAAGCCCGGCCGCCAAGAAAACAGUUUUCAGCAAAAAGACGUCCAAACUGUGGAACCACUUCUCAAUUUCUCCCGCCGACCCCACCAAGGUGGUCUGUUUGCACUGUAGUCGCACGAUUAGCCGAGGCAAAAAGACCACGAACCUCGGCACCAGCUGCCUCUUCAGACACAUGCAGAGAUUUCACGGACAAUUUCUCGAAAGCAACAACUCAGGUCAAGCGCCCUCUGCUGGAGUUCGGGUCAAACAAGAACUCGUGUCGGCUUACAAAACUGAGAACCGCCACGGGAGGUUUGACGAACACAAAAAAAUUACCAAACUCAUCGCCGAAAUGCUUGCGCUGGAUCUUCAACCGUCGGCGAUGGUGGAGAACGCCGGAUUGAGUCGACUUCUCGAGUACUUCCAGCCCGAGUAUUGCUUACCGCCUUCUUCUUACUUCACCGGAACUGCAAUUCCGGAGAUGUAUGAAAAGGUGAGGGACGUCGUGCUGACGCAUUUGAAAGAAGCCGAGGGUGGAGUUGUCCAUUUCACCACAAGCAUUUGGGUCAGCAGCCAGACAAAGGAAUACUUGACCCUAACAGCUCACUGGGCGACAUACGAGUCCAACGUCAGACCUCAGGGUCAGGACUUCCACUGUUCGGCUCUUCUCAGCGUCUCCCAAAUAGACUGUGAUCAAAAUAUGCACGACAUCCCCAAGCAGCUGGAGUAUCUCUGGGAUUCUUGGAUCACAUCUCCGGGACUGAAACGAGGGUUCACAGUGACUGAUAACGCCACCAUAAGAAACAACCUGGAAGACCACAGCCAAGUGACUGUGCAAUGUUUCGGCCACACCAUCGACCUCAUUGUUAGCGAAGCCAUAAAAAGCCAGAGGAUGGUUCAGAACCUUCUGAGCAUCGCUCGGAAAAUCUGCGAACGAGUGCACCGUUCGCCCAAAGCUAAGGAGAAGCUGGUGGAACUCCAGAGGGACCACCAGCUUCCAGAAAACCAGCUCAUUCAGGACAUCCCUUCCAAAUGGAGAACUUCCUUCCUCAUGCUGGAGCGGCUGGUGGAGCAAAAGAAAGCCAUUGACGAGCUGUCAAUCGAGUGCAACUUCAGGGAAAUCAUCAGCUGCGACCAGUGGGAAGUGAUGCAGUCCGUCUGCAACGCGCUGAAACCUUUCGAGGUGGCCUACCGGGAAAUCCGCAACCGCACCGCCACCUUGGGUCAAGUCAUCCCGCUCAUUCACAUCCUGAACCGAAAGAUCGACUUGCUCUUCGACGAGACGGUUGGGAUAGACAACAUGCUCAUCUCUCUGAAAGAAGCCACCGUGAGCAGAAUGUCCGCCACGCUCAACGACCCACGUUUCACUUGGUCCACCAUGCUGGACCCUCGCUACAAGACCUCCUUAUUCACCGAGGAAGAAGCGGAACGGUGGAAGCGAGACCUGAUCCAGGAGCUGGACCUGUUCUCCUCUACCUCCACGGAAAAAUCCCCGCUGCCCAACGGCGCCGCUGUUUCAGCCAACGACAACAUCUGGUCUCUCAUGGUGGACUUGAGGCAAAAACAGGAGAAACCAAAGUCCUCCGAACUGGCCGUGCUGGAGUACCUCGAGGAGGAUAUCCUCGAUCAAAGCUGUGACCCACUGGACUACUGGAACUUGAAGAAGUUCCUGUGGCCCGAGCUAGCCAAAGUAGCCGCCCGCUACGUGGGAUGCCCACCUAGCAUCGUCCCGGCCGAGGCGUUGUUCAGCAACUGCGCUCUGAACCAUCCGAGGCCUUCACUGGAAAACUUGGAGGGUCUUCUCUUCCUCAAGGUCAACCUCCCGCUCAUUUUUUUUCAAUACUGA